UGCCAUGGUCUAUGUCAACCUACAGUAAAUGUCUCUUCUUCGCCAAGCUCAAACCGUAGACAACCAAACUAAUCAAAAAAUCGUUCUGACAAAUUGGAGUUCGUUCGGUCGGUUGAUGGUUCAAAGCAAGCUAGAGUGGACAACCUAGUUUAGUAACGUUGCCUCGGAUAUCUGGGGGAUCAGGAAACCAGAUACAGUUUAAAGAACCGAGCCAAAGAAAGGGUUUCACCCCUUUUUUUGUUAGUUCUACGUUCUCUCUUGGUCCCUUGAAUCGAUUGGAACAUGAAGAAAAUGAUAGCUCUGGGUUUUGAGGGUUCAGCAAACAAGAUCGGUGUUGGGGUUGUAACUUUAGAUGGCAACAUUUUGUCAAACCCACGUCACACCUACAUUACACCUCCUGGACAUGGCUUCCUUCCUCGUGAAACUGCACAACACCAUCUCCACCACAUUCUUCCAUUGGUUAAGUCUGCUCUGGAAACUGCAAAAAUUACCCCAAAGGAUAUUGACUGCCUUUGUUACACCAAAGGGCCUGGCAUGGGAGCUCCUCUACAGGUUUCUGCUGUUGCUGUGAGGGUUCUUUCCCAGAUUUGGAAUAAGCCUAUUGUUGCUGUUAAUCACUGUGUUGCACAUAUUGAGAUGGGAAGGGUUGUAACUGGUGCAGAUGAUCCUGUUGUCUUGUAUGUUAGUGGUGGGAAUACUCAGGUGAUUGCUUAUAGUGAAGGAAGGUAUAGAAUCUUCGGGGAGACUAUUGAUAUUGCUGUUGGGAAUUGCUUGGACAGGUUUGCAAGAGUCCUAACCCUAUCCAACGAUCCAAGUCCUGGAUACAAUAUUGAACAGCUUGCAAAGAAAGGAAAACUUUUUAUUGAACUUCCAUAUGUUGUCAAAGGGAUGGAUGUAUCAUUCAGUGGGAUAUUGAGCUAUAUCGAAUCAACUGCUGAGGAGAAGCUAAAAAGUAAUGAGUGUACUCCUGCUGACUUGUGCUACUCUCUGCAGGAGACUUUGUUUGCUAUGCUUGUGGAAAUAACGGAAAGAGCCAUGGCUCACUGUGACAAGAAAGAUGUUCUUAUAGUCGGUGGUGUAGGUUGUAACGAGCGCUUGCAAGAGAUGAUGAGAAUAAUGUGCACUGAGAGAGGUGGAAGGUUAUUUGCAACUGAUGACCGUUAUUGUAUUGAUAAUGGGGCAAUGAUCGCAUAUACUGGUCUUCUUGCUUGGGCACAUGGUGUUUCAACACCAUUGGAGGAAGUAACAUUCACCCAACGGUUUCGAACUGAUGAAGUUCAUGCAAUCUGGAGAGAGAAGGCUUUGACUAAUGGAAAGGAGCUCAUGGAAGAAGAUGUCUAAGGCAUUUUUGUUCUCUUCAAAAGGUGAUACUUAGUAUUGCAACGAGAUGUUUUGUAAGCUUAGUGUAACUGGCAUAAUUCUAUUUGGAUUUUCCAUGAUGCCUGGAGUUUUAUAGAUAAGCAGCACCAAUAAAAAAUUUAGCCAAAUGGUCUUUAGGAUAUAACUUGUAAACGGUAUUGACAGGUCCAAUGUAAUUAGAAAUCCGCAAACGAGCGCCAACUCUGAAGGCAACUUAGGUCAGCAUUUGCAGUUCAUUCUUUCUGAUGUAUUCUUGAAAUACUCUUUUUUUGUUGUAAAAUUAUUAUUAUUAAUUUUUUUUUCGUUCAAAGAAGAUUGAAGUUUGAUGAUAA
This is a messenger RNA of Cucumis melo (muskmelon), 1691 nucleotides long. RefSeq lists its product as uncharacterized. The record is from RefSeq and is a predicted model, not a curated record. The transcript is spliced from 4 exons. NCBI's taxonomy places the organism in Eukaryota, Viridiplantae, Streptophyta, Magnoliopsida, Cucurbitales, Cucurbitaceae. The coding region runs from base 283 to 1341 and encodes 352 amino acids. Gene Ontology annotation, cellular component: cytoplasm; EKC/KEOPS complex. Gene Ontology annotation, biological process: tRNA threonylcarbamoyladenosine modification.